This is a messenger RNA of Podarcis muralis (Common wall lizard), 2326 nucleotides long. Its product is annotated as DNA dC->dU-editing enzyme APOBEC-3H-like. Gene Ontology annotation, cellular component: nucleus; cytoplasm. The record is from RefSeq and is a predicted model, not a curated record. NCBI's taxonomy places the organism in Eukaryota, Metazoa, Chordata, Lepidosauria, Squamata, Lacertidae. Gene Ontology annotation, biological process: cytidine to uridine editing. Gene Ontology annotation, molecular function: zinc ion binding; RNA binding; cytidine deaminase activity.
UCAAGCCCAAGGCUUAGCUAAGUCUGCCCUUAUAGCAAAUAAGCUACCAAGCCAGUGAAAAAAAACUUUAACAAUUUUUAAAAAUGCCACCAGGUGGCAUUGUGGAUAAAGUUCUACUUCUUUAUCUCCUGGAAAACCGAAACUGAAAAACAUGGCUAUUUCUCAAGAGCUGCUUCUAAAAAUGUCAUCAAAACCUGGCUUAAAUAAUAACCCUUUUGAAAGUUUCUGGCUUAGAACUGUCAGAGGAAAUGCCCUUCUUCCUCAAAAAACUAUGUCCGAAAGAAGACUUCCAAGAAGAUUUUGACAACACAAAAAUACACAAAAAAACAUUACUAUUGUUUAGUUUUAAAAAGGAAGAAAACCCGGUUUGGGAAAUAUGGGGCUAUGCGUACAAUGAUCCUCAUGGCAAGCAUGCUGAAGUUUUAGUUUUAGAUUAUAUUGUAGACCAAAUCGCAGAAAACAUAACCAAAGAAAAUUAUGAACUGAACCUUUUUGUGUCAUACACCCCUUGCCAUGAAUGCAGUGUCAGGAUAAAGUCUUUUAUGGAAAAAAACAAUGGAAUAUGCAUGGAAAUAAAAGCUUCGAGGCCAUAUUAUUUUAACAGAGAAGGAGAACAAAAAGGUCUACACCUUCUGAAGAGCUCCGGGGUUUCGAUUAAAAUGAUGAACAAAUCUGAUUAUGAAGAAUGCUUUGCUCUAUUUGUACACCCAUCAGAAAACUUUACGCCAUGGUCAGAUCUGGAUGAACAAAGCAAGAAGAAUGCAAUUUAUCUGGACACACUUUUGAAACAGGAGGAAGAAAAUGACAAAAUGAUUGAUUCAGACAGCAUUUCAGCUUGUACAAUACAACUUGGUGCCCAAGAAAAUUCCAAACCAGAUCUUCCUUUGGAUGGUCACUGUCAAUCACCAGCAAUGAAAAGAAAUCAGCUAUCAGAACCAGAGACUCCUCAGAAAUUGAACCGUUCUCCUGGAACAAGAAAAGCGGUCUCAGGAAUUAAAAGAAAACUUGAUUUCCCAGAAGACUAGAGACGUGGAUGUAAGAUUUCCCUUUCGAUAUUAGAACCUUUGCGCCUUGUUCGAAGAAAAAAAAGUUAUAGGAAUCUAUGUUGGGCAUUGCCAUCAUUUUCCCGAAUGUACCUAUAAUGGAUGCAUGACAGACAAAGGGGUUUAGAUUUUCUAGUAUUACUGGGCUGAGUGCUGUUUGAAUGUUGCCAUUGGCAAUUGCUAUCAAUGCUUUUUGUUGUUAUUUACCAUAGUUUUCCGUCUAUAGGAUGCCCCCAUGUAUGUAUAAGAUGCCCCCUAUUUUGGGGGACUCCGAUUUAAGUAAAUGGCGGGAGAUAGCACAGAGUAGUUGUUGAGCUUUUUUUUGCGGACGAUUGCCCAGAGUUAUUGAGCUUUUGGGGGGUGGAAUUGCCAAAAAUCACUCACCCACCGCUGACAAUCAAACCCGCUAUUGACACAGAGGCAGCCAAUCGCUAGCAGCCCUUCACACUGCCACCACUCACCUGCCCUGCCGCCGCAGAAAAUCUCCUGCUCACGGCUGCUACCAAUUGCCCAACCGCCCUCUGCACUACCCAUGUAUAAGACGAGGGCAUAUUUUAAAGCUCUUUUUUUUAAAAGAAAAAAACACUAGUCUUAUAGACGGAAAAAUACGGUAUGUUGUCCGGUUUUAAAUUAUUAUUCUUUAUGCACUUAUAAGAACAGAAGAGAUCUGCUGGAUCAGAUCAAAGGCCCAUCCAAGCCCAGCCUUCUGUUCUCACAGUAGCCAACCAAAUGCCUAUGGGAAGACCACAAGCAAGAUCUAAACGCAACAGCACUUGUGAUUCCCAGAAACCAGUAUGGUAUUUAGAGGUACAUGGCAUCUAUCACUGCAGACAAUACAUAGCCAUUCUUGUGUACUGUGUGGGGAAGAACCUCCUUUUGUCUGCUGAAUCUUCCAGAGUCAGCAUCAUUGGAUAUCCCCAGGUACCGUACUAGUGUUACUGCAGGGGGGACUUCUAUCAUCUUUCUGCACACUAUGCACAAUUCUAUAUGCCUCUAACACGCCCGUCCUCUCCAAAUAUUAUAACCUAUUCUCAUAGGGGAGGUGCUUCAGCCCUUUAAUAAUAACUUUGGUUACCCUCUUCUGAACCUUUUCCAGCUCUACAAUUCAUAUAUCAAAUUUUAAAUACAUGAAUAGAAAGUGAUGAUUAUACUUUAUGUAUAAAGUACUUCUACUUUGAUGUAGAAAAAUUAGGGGUGGUUGGCUUUUGCUGCCCAACUCCCCAAGUCCCCUAAGGUGCCCAAACUUUUUUCAAAGUGGGCCAGAUUUGAUGAAGUGAGGGCCA